Molecule: messenger RNA, 2256 nt
Organism: Cladophialophora psammophila CBS 110553
Lineage: Eukaryota; Fungi; Ascomycota; Eurotiomycetes; Chaetothyriales; Herpotrichiellaceae
Product: CMGC/DYRK/PRP4 protein kinase
Exons: 2
Coding region: 1-2256 (751 amino acids)
Biological process (GO): mRNA cis splicing, via spliceosome; peptidyl-threonine phosphorylation; peptidyl-serine phosphorylation
Molecular function (GO): protein serine/threonine kinase activity; ATP binding
Source: RefSeq, a predicted model, not a curated record
AUGGGUUCAAGAUCACCGAGCCAGUCUGAGGGCGAAAUCUUGACGUCAGACUCGGAAGCGAAGGCAAAGAGCAUACCAUCUUCCCGCAGUAACAGCAAGGUUGACCGUCGUUCCAGACCAUCUUCCAUUCCGUAUAGCGCUACCUCUAGAUCACAUCGAUCGCGUUCAAGAUCUCCUUACCGAGCUCCCAAGGGCGAGAAGCGUCCCCGCGACUAUGACCAUUCGAGAAAUAGAUCCCAUAAUGAUACGCGCACUUUUGCUGUGAGAUACGAAGAUGGCACUUACCCGCACCGACGCCACGGAUCGUACGAAGAAAGAAGCUCAAAGAGAUCGCGAACCUACUCUCGGAGUCGCAGCAGGAGUCGGUCACCAUACAGACAUUCUCGUCGUAAAGAGGAAGCAAUGGACAACAGCUCCGCAAUUACCAGGGAUCUAGGUAGCAGGUUUGAGUCCAAUUCCAAACAUGCAGAUACUCAACGGACAACAUCAACAGCGCCCUCGCGAGAUCUUCCUUCUGACAAAGUCACCUCUAACUUGGUGGCUCGGCCAGGAUCUCACACCGUGGGACAGGAACAGACUGGGAAUCGACCCGAUAAUUCCGCCACUGCUCCUGUGGGCACCAUUGUGGAGGAAGGCGAAGAGUCCAGAGUGGUAGAUGAGGCUGCUUUGAUUGAAGAACGGCGGAAACGCCGUGAAGCCAUCAAGAACAAAUACCGUGGCCAAGCUCCGCCAUUAUUGGUUAAAGCACUUCAUCUAGGGGCCGAAUCCACUCCGGCAAGUCCUGCUCCAGAAAGCUAUACUACAACGCCGCGCCGAUCCGAAUCACCUGUGUCGUCCUCGCCUCGCACGCCGAGAGACCUUUCUGCCCCACAGUCUCCUGCGGAAAUCAAAUUCGAUAAUGAAGCGGAUCUGACUAACGCUGAUAGAAGAUCUCCAGCCGAAGAUGGCCCUUCAGCUGCUGAUUAUGAUCCCACUGUGGACAUGGAGGAGGAACGAGCACGACAUGAAAAACGUCUUUUCAAGGAAGACGAGAAAUCUCUUGAGCAGGCAGAUCAAGCAGUAACCAAAGAUGCUGACAGAUCUUCUCUCCCUCCUUCCAAAGCGCCUGGUGAGUUCGACAUGUUUGCCGACGAGGAUGAUGAGGACGAUAUGUUUGCCGAAGCUCCCAUGAAACCUAAAGCAGAGAUAAAGACUGCGCAAGCUUUGGAUGUCAACCUCAUGGACAACUGGGACGAUCCUGAAGGAUACUACAUUACAAUCCUUGGUGAGCUAAUCGAGGACCGCUACCAUGUCACUCAAAACCUUGGGAGAGGGAUGUUCUCUUCCGUCGUCAGAGCUACUGAUAGACGAACCGGCAAACCGGUCGCUAUCAAAAUUGUCCGCAAUAACGAAACCAUGCGAAAAGCAGGAAUCAAGGAAAUCGACAUUCUCAAGGACAUCGCCGCCAAUGAUCCAGAAGACAAGAAACACAUCAUUCGCCUUCAGCGAUCUUUCGAUCAUAAAGGACACCUUUGCAUGGUUUUCGAAAAUCUUUCCAUGAACCUCCGGGAGGUGCUCAAAAAGUUCGGCAGAGACGUGGGUAUCAAUAUCAAGGCUAUCCGAGCAUACGCUCAGCAACUUUUUCUGGGACUGAGCUUGCUGAAAAAAUGUCAAUAUAUACACGCUGAUCUGAAACCAGACAACAUCCUUGUCAACGAAGCUAGGAGUACGCUGAAGAUUUGUGAUUUGGGAUCUGCCUCUCCCAUCACGGAGAAUGUCACAGCGCCAUACCUAGUGUCUCGCUUCUAUCGGGCUCCUGAAGUCAUCCUUGGUAUUCCUUAUGACUAUGGGAUUGAUAUGUGGUCUGUUGGAUGCACCCUUUUCGAGCUUUACACGGGGAAGAUUUUGUUCACAGGCCGCAACAACAAUGGCAUGCUUCGCGCAAUCAUGGAAUGCCGUGGAAGGUUUCCCCACAAGCUUCUCAGGCGCGGUGCCUUGACGUAUGAUUACUUUGAUGACCUGCUCAACUUCCGAGCUCAAGAAACAGACAAGGUCACAGGUCGGACAAUUGUGAAAGUGAUAGACAUCAAGCCGAAACCUGUCAGAGAUCUGAGGUCUCGACUGAUUCCUAAGGACAAGCGAAUGAAUGAGCAGGAGCGGAGAGAGCUGGAUUUGUUUGUGGAUCUACUGGAUAAGUGUUUGGACUUGCGACCGGAGAAGCGCAUCACGCCCAACGACGCAUUGAAGCACCCUUUCAUCUCGAGGACGAAGUCAUGA